Ziziphus jujuba (common jujube) is the source of this 2653-nucleotide messenger RNA. RefSeq lists its product as uncharacterized. Bases 827 to 2428 code for a protein of 533 amino acids. Lineage: Eukaryota; Viridiplantae; Streptophyta; Magnoliopsida; Rosales; Rhamnaceae. The transcript is spliced from 3 exons. The record is from RefSeq and is a predicted model, not a curated record.
UUUGCUUCUUAUGCAUCAUGGAGUGGUCCAAGAUCGAGUCGCGUUGCCCCAUCUGUAGGUGUAGGUUCAAAACCAUUCGCAGACCACCAAAAGACGGUGUCUUUUCUCGUAAACGGAUCGUUAAGGUCCCGGUUCGCGACCAGGUGAGCAAAAUUUUUCAGAAUUCUUGCAUUUGAACCAAGCUAGGCUCACUCCCUAUUGAAAGCGUGGUUAUUUUUAUAGAGGUUGUAUUUGAAUUUUGGAUAUGAGGUUUUUGGUUUUCCCAAUUGGGUUUCUUAUUUUUGGUGCUAUUUUGAAUUAUUAGUUUAGUUUGAGUUUGCUUCAAAACUGAGCUAUGACAUGAUUAUGGUAGAUAUAGAAUUUUGCUAUCUGUUUGAACCGUUUUGAAUCUAGCUCACUGUUAGUUCUGCCAUUGUUUUAAAAUCCUUUGAGGCUUAGGUGCAAGACUUUUGCCUUCCUUGGUUCCUCUUUAUGGUCAAUAAAUCUGCGUAACAAAUAUAAAGGCUGUAUUGGAGAGUAUUUGGAACUAAGAGAGUUGAAUCAUGUCAAAGGGAGAGUUACUAGACUCGGAACUAUUGAAACUGAAGAAUAAUCAACUUAGUUUGUUAUAAAUUUAAUGUUUUUCUUGUUAUUCUAUAUUUCCAUGAUCUUUUUAGUAUUUUUCAUGUUUUUAUAAUUUUCAUUUUGUCUAUUAUGAGGCUUAUGCCUCAUUCAGCGUCAAAGCUUACACGUCGCCGCAAAUUAGCAAAACAUCCCUAAUACGCCUCAAGACUUCUAAAACCUUGAGAUCUGAUAAAAGGUUAACCUUUAUAGUGGGAAUGCACCCAUGCCUUAUGACCCUUAUGCACAGGUUUUUUGUACUGUAUGCAAUCGUAUGACAGAUGAAAGUCUUUCGUUGCUGUGUGAUCUUUGUGAUUCUGCGGCUCAUACAUACUGUGUUGGACUUGGUCUUACUAUACCUGAAGGUGAUUGGUUUUGCCAUGAUUGUACUGUUUCUAGAGCUGAAUAUGCCAGUAGUGAAAUAAAUACAGAAGAUGGCUAUCAAAAUGAAAUGCCAUCACAUCCACAAAAUGGUUUCCCGAUUGCUGAUGGCCCUCCUAGUAGAGUUUCUUCAGAUUCAAACAGAUAUGUACCUUUUUCUGCCCCUAUGCACACAACCAGUGCUAUGCAUGAAGCAACAGGGCCAAGUUCCUCGUUUGUUGAGAGAACUCCUCCAAGAAUUUCUUCAGAUUCAAACGGUUAUAUACCUACCGCUGUACCUAUCCUCGUAACCAGUGCUAGGGAUGGAGCAACUGGGCCAGGUGCAAGAACAUUGGAUCGUUGUCGCAAUGUGCAUAGUCAUAUAAGAGCACUGCGUGAAAAUUGGAAUGCCUUGCGAAAUGGUUCUUUGAGUUUCUCUUCCAGUUCAUUUAAACCUGGCUGCAGAAGUCAAAAGCAUUUCAUGCAUGAAAUGUCAGUUCAAGCAGAAUCUUUAUCUUCCACAAGUUGUCAGCAGUCACAAAAUCAAGAUAGUUUUGGCUCACCUGAUAUUGACAAGGCAUGGAAAAUGCUAGAUAUUGCAAAAUCAAAACAGUUUGCUCAUAAAAAGAUUAGAAGUGUCCAGUCUAAGUCCACCCAACUGUCGUCUAGCAAAGCAAGUGCUCUAAAAGAAACAUCAAAUAUAACUGAAACGAGGAAUCUGAGAAUAACUGGAAUAGAGAAGUCUGUAAAAGAUUGCUUUCUUGAAAAGAAAUAUGGAGUGGAUAAAUGCUCAUACUUGGAAAGUGAAAGGCUUGAUAGCGUUAUGAACAAGGAAGCAGCAGGAUGCAGUCAGAGUUUUCCAACAUCUAAUUCCCCUGGAUUAUUUAAUUCUUCCUUGGUUAGGAAUGUCGGGACUAGCAUUGGAAAUGAAAACAGGUCAAGAUCAUUACAGGAUAAUGUAAACCAAGCUUUAUCGCUUACCAUGAAUGAGCAAAAUGGAUCUGCUUGUUCAAUGAGGCAAGGAACCAUUGAGUCCUUAGAUGCCGAACCUGAUCACAUUAGAUCUUCAGCUGAUAAGAUUGAUAAAUCUAAGAUUAAUAAUAUUAUAUUGGAAAGUGACUCUGUGGAAAGCAAGGUGAGAAAAUAUAAUGAUUCCAAAAGUGAGAUCCAGUCCCUUGUCAAGCGCAACUUGAAGCAUCUAAGCAGGGACAAAAGAAUAGGAGUUGAAACAUUCAAGGAAAUUGCAAGGCUUGCCACACAUACCAUUUUGGCUGCAUGUGGUUUGAAACAUCGUCAGUCUGCUGUGUACAGCUUCCCAACCAUAGUAUGCUUCCACACUGAACGGUUAGAGCAUUUGUCCAAGUCCAAUCCGAUGCCCAAGUCUUGCCAGCAAUGCUUCUAUGUCUUUGUAAAGGAUGUUGUCAAUUCCAUCAUGUUUGAGAAGCUGGGUUUUGCUAAACGUAGUUGAAAUGUCGAUAAUUCGUUGGGGCGUGGCAUGCUGUUCAACAUCUUGUAUGAUCAAAAUAUUGACGGUUAGACUUGUUCCCCUCCCAUUUUUGAAACUAUCUAGUUCAGCAUGUAAUUUAAAGUGUAUAUAUUUUUCUAGAUCUAGCAAUAUAUCAUCGUAUUGAACUGUAUUUGUGUCAUGUUUUGUGAAAUUUAAUCUACAUGAACGCAACAAGUUAAAGCUAUC